Messenger RNA from Fusarium pseudograminearum CS3096, 1995 nucleotides. RefSeq lists its product as uncharacterized. Gene Ontology annotation, biological process: regulation of DNA-templated transcription. The transcript is spliced from 7 exons. The record is from RefSeq and is a predicted model, not a curated record. Gene Ontology annotation, cellular component: nucleus. Bases 1 to 1995 code for a protein of 664 amino acids. Lineage: Eukaryota; Fungi; Ascomycota; Sordariomycetes; Hypocreales; Nectriaceae. Gene Ontology annotation, molecular function: DNA-binding transcription factor activity, RNA polymerase II-specific; zinc ion binding.
AUGAGUGCACCAAGGAAAAGACAAUACCGACGUGCCACGCAAGCGUGUGAUAACUGCAGACGCAAAAAGGUACGAUGUCCUGGCGAAAGGCCAGAAUGUUCCGCCUGUUCCCGUCUUCAUCAGCAUUGCUCUUUUAUAGAGGCGGCCUCCGUAAGCGACCAAUCUACCAGCCAACUAGACUCUGCCGUGUCGAGUCGAUUGGAACAACUCGAGGAUAAGCUUGACAAUCUCAUUAGCAGAGUCGUGCCCCAAUCCGUGCAGGAGACUACACCAUCUUCAACGUCUGAAGGGCGUAACCGCCUGCUAUCUUUUUCAACUGUUGCUCCACAACCGCUAUCAACACCCUUACCGGCUGAUUUAAGCGCAAAGGCAAUGGGAUUUUAUUUUGAACACAUUCACCGACAACCUCUGUGGCUAUUCGACAACCCUCGCCAAGAUGUAUCAGAAGACUUGAUCCAUGCCAUCAUGACCCUAUUCUCUACCUACUAUGCCUCUUCUCUAGAUAUAGAAGGCGUAGAGACCCCUGAUGUUUAUUACAAAGCCGCCCGUACAAGUGUCAUGCUUGCAAUCGCUCAAGGAAACAUGGCCAUACAGAAUAGUCAGAUACUCUGCUUAUUGGCCUACUACAACUUUGUCAUCGGUGAUGUUACUACUGCUGGCUUUGAUAUAUCCAUGGCCAAGAGCAUGCUUCAACUAUUUCCCGACAACGACCGAGACUCAAAUUUGCAAGCGAAAUCGAGAGUGUUUUGGAGCAUCCAGUUUCUGAGCUAUUCCUGCGGUGCUCCCAUUUUAUUACCUUCGGUUCUACAAGACAUCGACACACCACAGAUGUUGACAGUCGAAGCCCGAGAUCCGCUAACGAAAUGCAUCCCGGUUCCAAGAGCAGACACGGGCGUCCACGAGGCACUUCCAGAUGUGUGGUCUCAGUCACACAAGCUUUGUACCCUCUGGACCGAUUUACGGCUCUAUGUGGCCAGGUGUGUCGAAGGUCGGGCCAAAUAUCCCUGGCUUCCGGAAUCAGAUUACACGAAACUCUGUUCGCAAAUCCUGGAUAUCGAAAUGUACCACCCGGUCCAUCUGAGCUACAACAGAGUCAAAUUCCCUUCAAUAUCGGCUCAAGACGCGCACACAAACCGUGUAGACCUACUUCCCUGGGUCAGAAUACAAGUAGCAUACCACACCAUUCACUGCGUGUUGAACCAUCCCUGUCUCUAUACCUCAAUGGCAGAGAGUCCCAGGGGAAGACUAGGUGGCAACACCUUCUGGAGAGCAUCAUGCGAGAAAGCUUUGAGGCACUGUACCUGGAUCUCGAGACUUAUCAGAACAGCCAAAGAAAAAGGACUGAAGAUCGUGGAUCCUUUUCUCGCACAAGCAGCAGCCAUUGCCAGCACACUGCAUCUUUACUGGGCACGCACGAGUGACACAAGAUUAAAAGCAUCUUCACUGGAGAACCUGGAUCUUUGUCGCAAACUUAUCAAGGAGAUGGCGACUCACUGGCCGAUUUGCAAAGCAAUCGAAAGUGCCCUGGAUCAUUUUAUCGAGUCGGUAGAGCGUCCGACGCAGGUGAAUUCAGAGAGAGCAUCUCCCGCAGCUGUGAAAACAUCACUUAUAUGGAUCCUACUAGACGUUGCAGCUCCUCAAUUCCCUAAUUACAGGGAUCAAACAGUCCACAGCCAGACCGUCUGGACUGGUAGCACCGGUGCCGCAGACGGUGAUAUUAUCCCUGAAUCCGAAAUGAACACACCGCCUGCGGAUAUGAGAGAGUCAACAACUUGCUAUGCAACGCCUCCGAGGUGGAUGAUGGACAGCACGCAGGCCGGGUCGCAGAUGGAGGUGGUAGAUCAAGGACUUGAUGAAACUGCCUUGGCUUCAGCAGCAAUUGUUAAUGAUCAUCAUAAUACAUACGACCUUGCGUGGGGCGCUUGGGAAAAUCUAGGGCCUAUAGGGGAGAGUUUGUUCAUGAAUCUUGAGUGGUGGGACAUGAAUCAGUUUUAA